This is a messenger RNA of Mus pahari (shrew mouse), 3743 nucleotides long. It is a transcript of the gene Tnfrsf1b, whose product is annotated as TNF receptor superfamily member 1B. The transcript has 10 exons. Gene Ontology annotation, molecular function: tumor necrosis factor receptor activity; tumor necrosis factor binding. The record is from RefSeq and is a predicted model, not a curated record. Gene Ontology annotation, biological process: regulation of T cell cytokine production; positive regulation of membrane protein ectodomain proteolysis; positive regulation of oligodendrocyte differentiation. NCBI's taxonomy places the organism in Eukaryota, Metazoa, Chordata, Mammalia, Rodentia, Muridae. Gene Ontology annotation, cellular component: membrane. The coding region runs from base 59 to 1483 and encodes 474 amino acids.
AGAGCGCAGCUGAGGCACUAGAGCUCCAGGCACAAGGGCGGGAGCCACCGCCGCCCCUAUGGCGCCCGCCGCCCUCUGGGUCGCACUGGUCUUCGAACUGCAGCUGUGGGCCACCGGACACACAGUGCCCGCCCAGGUUGUCUUGACGCCCUACAAGCCGGAACCUGGGUAUGAGUGCCGAAUCUCACAGGAAUACUAUGACAGGAAGGCUCAGAUGUGCUGUGCUAAGUGUCCUCCUGGCCAAUAUGUGAAACAUUUCUGCAACAAGACCUCGGACACCGUGUGUGCAGACUGUGAGGCAAGCAUGUAUACCCAGGUCUGGAACCAGUUUCGCACAUGCCUGAGCUGCAGUUCUUCCUGUAGCAAUGACCAGGUGGAGACCCGCGCCUGCACUAAACAGCAGAACCGAGUGUGUGCAUGUGAAGCUGGCAGUUACUGUGCCUUGAAAAUGCAUUCUGGCAGCUGUCGACAGUGCAUGAGGCUGAACAAGUGCGCCCCUGGCUUCGGAGUGGCCAGUUCAAGAGCCCCAAAUGGAAACGUGGUAUGCAGUGCCUGUGCCCCGGGGACAUUCUCUGACACCACAUCAUCCACAGAUGUGUGCAGGCCCCACCGCACCUGUAGCAUCCUGGCUAUUCCCGGAAAUGCAAGCACAGAUGCAGUCUGUGCGCCUGAGUCCCCAACUCUAAGCACCGUUCCAAGGACAUUCUACGUAUCUCAGCCAGAGCCCACAAGAUCCCAGCCCCUGGAUCAAGAUCCAGGACCCAGCCAAACUCUAAGCAUCCUUACGUCCUUGGGUUCAACCCCCAUCAUUGAACAAAGUACCAAAGGUGGCAUUUCUCUUCCAAUUGGUCUGAUUGUCGGAGUGACAUCACUGGGUCUGCUGAUGUUAGGACUGGUGAACUGCUUCAUCCUGGUGCAGAGGAAAAAGAAGCCCUCCUGCCUACAAAGAGAUGCCAAGGUGCCUCAUCUGCCUGACGACAAAUCCCAGGAUGCAGUAGGCCUUGAACAGCAGCACCUGUUGACCACAGCACCCAGUUCCAGCAGCAGCUCCCUGGAGAGCUCAGCCAGCGCUGGAGACCGAAGGGCGCCCCCUGGAGGCCAUCCUCAAGCAAGAGUCAUGGCGGAGACCCAAGAGUCUCAGGAGACCCGCGCCAGCUCCAGGAGUUCAGAUUCUUCCCACGGAAGCCACGGGACCCACGUCAACGUCACCUGCAUCGUGAACGUCUGUAGUAGCUCCGACCACAGCUCUCAGUGCUCAUCCCAAGCCAGCGCCACGGUGGGAGACCCAGAUGCCAAGCCCUCAGCUUCCCCAAAGGAUGAGCAGGUCCCCUUCUCUCAGGAGGAGUGUCCUUCUCAGCUCCCGUGCGAGACCACAGAGGCGCUGCAGAGCCAUGAGAAACCCUUGCCCCUUGGUGUGCCGGAUAUGGGCAUGAAGCCCAGCCAAGCUGGCUGGUUCGAUCAGAUGGCAGUCAAAGUGGCCUGACCCCUGACAGGGGUAACACCCUGCAAAGGGACCCCCUAGACUCUGAACCCAUGGAACUUCAUGACUUUUGCUGGGCCCAUCUCCCUCAGUGGCCUCCAGAGCCCCAGUUGCAGGUCAAGUGAGCGCGGAGGCAGCUAGAGCGGUCAAAAACUGCCAUGGUGUUUUAUGGGGCAGUCCCAGGACGUCGUCGUUCUUCCGUGACCUCUCUGGAUCUCCUGGGCUCUGGCCUGAUUCUUGCUUCUGAGAGGCCCCAGUAUCUUUUCCUUCUAAGGAGCUAACAUCCUCUUCCAUAUGCUUGGAGGGAGAAUCCAAGUUCUUCCGCCUGAAUGCUGACCCUGCGGGGCGGUUCCAGCAAGUAGGAGGAAGCGGUGGCCUGGUAGGGCACAGAGGCCCUUCAGGUUAGUGCUAAACUCUUAAGAAGUACCCUCUCCAAGGCCACCGGAAUCUUUCUGAUGCAAGAAUCAGAGACCGCAUCAGGCAGGAGUGCUCCCUUACAGGAUGCUAGGGCUGUAACUCAGUGGUCCAGUGUGCUUCUAGCAUGCCCUGGGUUUGAGCUUCAGCAGCACAUGCAAGACGUAAGUAGACAGCAGACAGCACAGACAGCCCCCUGUGUGGUUUGCAGCCUCUGCCUUUGACAUCUACUCUGGUGGGCACACAGAGGGCUGCAGCUCCUCCUCCUGACCUUCUAAUGAGCCCUUCCAAGGCCAUGCCUUCCUUCAGGGAAUCUCAGGGACUGUAGCCAUCCAGGCCCCUGCAGCCACCUGUCUCUUCCUACCUCAGCCUGGACCACUCCCUCUAACUCCCCAACGGCUUGGUACUGUACUCGCUGUGACCCCCCCCCCCAAGUGCAUGUCCCAGUUAGGCACUGUGAGCUGGAACAGCUGAUGACAUCGGUUGAAGGGCCCACCCGGAAACAGCUGAAGCCAGCUGUUUUUGCCAAAGGAUUCGUGCCCGUUUUCUAAUCAACCUGCUCCCCUAGCCUGCCUGGAAGGAAAGGGUUCAGGGGACUCCUCAAGAGGCAAGUUCAGUCUCAGGUGCUUGGAUGCCGUAUGCUCACCGAUUCCACUGGAUAUGAACUUGACAGAGGAGCCUAGUUGUUGCCAUGGAGACUUAAAGAACUCAGCACUCUGGAAUCAAGAUAUUGGACACUUGGGACUGUAGAGGGGAAGGAACACUUCUGCCCCCUGGUGGCCAGUCCUGGGAUGACCUUGGGCCUCCUAGGCCACAAAAGAAUGAAUUGGAAAGGACUGUUUCUGGGUGUGGCCCUCAGCUCCUGUACUUGUGUGGAUCCUUAGAGGGUGCUAAGGAGCAAUUGCACUGUACGCUGGACAGAAUUCCUGCUUAUAAAUGCUUUUUGUUGUCGUUGUUUUGUACACUGAGCCCUGGCUGUGUCUGGGUCUGGAGCCACCCCACCCCACUCCCCAUGCCAUCUUUAGAGCCACCCUUGCAGAGAACCUGGCUGUCUCCCACUUGUAGCCUGUGGCUGCUGAGGAAACACCCAGCCAAGUAGACUCCAGGCAUGCUCCUAUCUCCUGGUCUGAGUCUGGUUUCCUCAUUGUGUUGUGGGAAGGAGAAGGGUCCUGUCACCUUGAAAGCCCACACAGUGCAUGUGAACAAUGGCUGUACCAGCUUAGACCAGCUUAGGGCUCUGUAAGCAGAGGAGGGGGUCAGGGAACAAUUUGAGUGCUGACCUAGAACACAUUCCUAAAGGAUGAGCGGUCCAGAAUCUCCCUCCUGCAGUGUGUGUGUCUGUAUAUGUGUGUGUGUGUGUUGGUGUGUAUGCAUGUUUGCAUGUAUGUGUGUGCCUGUGUGUGGAGGCCAGAGAGGUUGGCUUUGGGUGUGUUUGAUCACUCUCAGUUUACUGAGGCAGGACUCUCAUCUGCACCUACUCUUGCACUUUUGCUAGUCUAGCUUGCUUCAGGGAUCCCCUGUCUGCCUCUGGAGUGCUCGGGUUACAGGCAGGCUGCCAUACCUGCCCGGCAUUUACAUGAAUAGUAGAGUUCAGAAUUCUGGUCCUCACACUUGUGUACCCGGUAUUUUAUCCACUAAGAUAUCUCUCCAAGGGCUCCCCCUUUCUAUUUAGUAAGUUAGUUUUGAACUGGCAAGAUGGCUCAGUGGGUAAGGCAGUUUGUGGACAAACCUGAUGACCCGAUUGGAUCCCUGAACAUAAGGUAGAAGAGAACUGACUCCUGCAAGUUGUCCUCUGACCACCACCCCAUACAUGCUUCUGCAUAUGUGCACAUCACAUUCUUGCACACAC